Molecule: messenger RNA, 2184 nt
Organism: Malassezia japonica
Lineage: Eukaryota; Fungi; Basidiomycota; Malasseziomycetes; Malasseziales; Malasseziaceae
Exons: 1
Coding region: 1-2184 (727 amino acids)
Source: RefSeq, a predicted model, not a curated record
AUGGGCCAGGCUCAGAGCCAGGGCCGUGCGGGGGAGGUGCGCAUUGCCGCGCAGCAGCGUGUCCACGUAGACAUAGGGCGCGAGCGUGCCGCGUACACGAUCGAGGCGGAGGUCGAGGUGCCGCCCGGAAAGGCGGCGCGCUGGCCCCUCUUGCGCAUCGAGCACGUUGCGCUGGUGAGCGCGAAAGGAGCCACGGUCCUCCGCGAGGGAGGCGACCUGCUGCUGGUGACGGAGCGCAGCGACGAGACACGCAGGAUCCCGAUCGCGCUCUACUUUACUUGUGCGCUGUGGGCGCGCGACGGGCGCCCGCCGAGUGUCGUGCGCCUUCCGGUGCUGCGCAGCGUGCAGAACUGGGUGACGUGCACCUUUCACGGGUACGACCGCGUGGCGGUCGCGGCGGAUCCCCCGCUCGACACGCCGCAGGAGCGCGCGGAUGGCAUAGAAGCGCCGUUCGCCGCGACGAGCGUCCUCGCGCUCGAGUGGGCGACAGAGCGCCAAGACACCGCCCCGGUCGCCGCGCCGCGGGCCAAGGUGGCGUGCGCGAUGCACAUGGCCUACGAGCAGCUCUGGGCGCAGCGCGCGUUUGUGCCGAGCGCCGUGAUGGACUUUGCGGCGGAGGUCGUGCUCGACGAUCCGCACUGCGUCGCGCUCGCAAGGCAGGGCGCGCUCACGGUCGAGAUCGACGCCAUGGGCCAGGCCCUGCACUGGGACUGGCUCGAGCUCGAGAGCGACCCGAUGCGCGUCUCGCUCCAGCGCGAGGUGCAUGCGGAGGCCGCGGCAAUCCCGGGCGCGCUGCAGCGCGUCGACGCGAUGCCCGCCUUUUCGCUCGCCGAGGCGCCGAUCGGCAGCCGCACGCUCGAUCUGCUCGUCGACGUCGGCGCGGUGUGCGGGUUGUUUGGCGCGGACGCCGACGCGCCGCUCGCAUUCACCGUGCACGGCCGCUGCCACCUCGCACUCGAUACGCCACGCGAGGAUGGCGUGCCCCGCGCCGUGACACUGCCGAUGGUGCGUGUGCCGUGCGCCGCGACGCACGCCGUGACCUACGCACUACACCAGGCGACGACGCCGACGCCCUCGCCGUUCCAGCUGGAAGUCGUCGCGCCGCGGCCCGCCGAUGCGCUCUCGCUCCCGGUGGACGAGGGGUGCCUCGUCGAGCUCGACGGCGCAGCAGCGUGCAUCGUGGCCUAUACACGCGGCACGCCGCGCGCGACGCAGCCGAUGCCGGUGCACUCGUCGGUGUGCUUCUCGUCGAUGCACCACAAGGUGUGGCCCGGUGACGGGCACCUUAUGCACCACAUCCUCCUGCAGCUGCACGGGCCGGUGCAGCGCGCACACCAGACCAUCCUCCUCUAUCCGCUGAGCAUACUCGACGGGGGGGGCAUGAGCGAUCUGCAGGCGUACGUCAACGGCCACAGCGUCAGUGCCUCGCUCGAAGCACAGGUCCAGACGUCGGUCGAUGCACAGGAAACGGAGCCUGCGCCGGUCCUCGCCGCCGUCUCGCUGCACCUGCCGGCGGCGGCGGUGCGUGGCCUCAAGGCACAGCUCGAGCUGACGUACCUCACGCCUUGGGCACCCAGCGCCUCGUUCGAGGUGGUGUGCCCGACGCCGCCGACGCGCGUCCCGGUGUCGAUGCUCCAGGUGCACGGCACACAGCGCGGCGUGCCGCGCGUCCUCGGCGACGUCGCGGCGCACGUAUCGUACACGCAAGACGCACUCCUCACGACCCUCGCACAACGGCGCGCACGGCCCCACACCGUGGCGUUUGCGCUGCAGAGCGCCCCGUCCGAGGCCGCCGUCGAGGGCCGCGACCGGCGCAUCUAUGCGGCGAUGUUGUGCGCCGUGAUUCCGGUGAUUUUUGCACUCUACUUGCACGAGCGCCGCAUGCGUCACCUCGACACACACGUCCAGGCGCUCGCCAUGGCACUCGACGUGGACCUGGCCGACGGGCACUGGGCGCCGGUGCAGCAUGCGUGGCGCGAAGCCGCCGCAGCGGGGCACCAUGUCUACGACGCGGCCGCCGCCGCACUCGAACACACGCCGUCCAAUCUAUGGGGCGAGACGGCGGCACUCGCACCGAUUUCACGUUCGUAUCUUCCGUCAUGGCUCGCUCGCUACGUCCACGCGCCGGCCGCGUGGGUGCGGUGGGUGUGGCAGUAUCUACACUAUUCUUGGUACUCGACAUAG